CAAAUCGGUAGGUUCGACCACGAACUAAAUAUACGUCUGUGGUUCGAUGUUUAAUUCUGUUUUAGUUGUGUGUGCGUGGACAUUUUUGAAAAAAAACUUGUUAACAAGUGGCAGAGAACUGGAUAAGCUAUGAUAAGUGCUUAACUGCCUUUGAAAAUGGUGAUGCAUGUAGAACUGCAGGCGACAUGCAGUGCUUUGGGAUAUCUUGAGGGCAACAAGUACAUCAAAGAACCUGACUGUCUAGAAACUGUAAAGGAGCUCAUUCGAUUCUUGCGCAGAGAAGAUGACACUUGUGACAUUCGUCGACAGCUUGGGGAUGCUCAGAUUCUGCAGAAAGACUUGGUGCCAUUGGUCAAACAGUACCAUAAUGACAAGCCUAUUUUUGAUGCCGUCAUUAGGUUGAUGGUAAAUCUAACCCAGCCAGUAAUAGUCUGCUUCAACAAUCAGUUGCCUGAUGAAAAGACACUACGGCAGCAUUGCCUUGAAGUUGAGUCACAUCUCCAGCAGUAUAAAGAGGCAUUUGCUGAUGAGGAAUUUUUCGUAGUACUGACCAAAAAACUUAGUGAACUUCUUGAACUGGACUGGGAGCAUCGGCAUGAAGAAGACAAGCUUUUGUUGGAACGUCUCAUUGUGUUAGUCCGCAAUGUUGUCCACAUACCCCCUGACCCUGCAAGCGAGCAGAGGACUGACGAUGAUGCUAGCCUUCAUGAUCAGGUUUUAUGGGCCAUGCAUGUUAGCGGAAUGGAAGAUGUUAUCCUCUAUAUAGCCAGUUCAAAUGAUGAAAGACAACUGUGUAUGCAUGUACUGGAGAUCAUAUCUUUGAUGUUCCGAGAGCAGUCACCCGAAAUACUUGCUCAUGCUGGGGUGCAGAGGUCCUUGACAGAGAAAGAAAAGGAUGAAAGAGAAUUAGAAGUGGCAAGGGCCCGAGAAAAAGCUCAGAAGAAAAGUAAUCUACUCAAGUUUAACACAAGGCACUCCAACUUUGGUGGGACAUAUAUUAUGACGAAUACUAAGUCCCUUAGCGACAGAGAGCUAAUCUAUCACAAGUCGAUUCAGGAUGUCCAAAAUUUCUCUUUGGAUAUGAACAAGAAACCUAGGAAAAAGCCCAAAAAUCGACAGCCAAUCACUGACAAACCAGUCAUCCGUAGAUCAACACUCAGCAUUCGACUAAGCUUAAAGGAGUUCUGUGUGCAGUUCUUGGAGAAUGCUUACAAUCCUCUUAUGUAUGCUGUCAAGGACAACUUAGCAAGGGAAGCAACCCAAGAUCUUGAUGAAACUUACUAUUUGUGGGCAAUGCAGUUUUUCAUGGCCUUUUGCCGACACCAUAGUAAGCAUGUGGAUUUUGUCAGUGAGACGAUGUCUGUUUCAACAUUUCACUUCAUCUUUACUAAUCUGCUGCGUUACUUUGAGAUGAUUGUGAUGGAAAAGAAAGAAGCCAAAGUUUGGGGACGUAGGGUCCAUUUAGCUUUGAAAGCCUACCAGGAGCUUCUAUUGACACUAGACAUGAUGGAUAAAUCUAACAAUUCACAUUUGUGUGAUGCUUCUCGCGUGAUCAAAAGUAAUGUGUUCUACAUGAUGGAGUUUAGAGACAUCUUUAUUACAUUGCUAAAAAAGUUUGACCAGACAAAAAAUUCUAGAGAAUACCUUAAAGAUUUGGUAGAAACAACACAUCUAUUCCUACGAAUGCUGGAGAAUUAUACAAAGACAAACGCACAUUUGGUGGUUCGUGGCAAAAAGAAAGGCAAAGGAAAGAAGAAGAAGACUGCUAAAGCUUCAGCUCAGAAAAACAAAGAACUAUCCGAACAGCAGUUGGAAGAUAUGUGGGAGGAAUUGUCGUCAGAGCUGUCAGCCCUUUUGCAAGGGAGAGAAGAAAUACCCCAGAAUAUAUCCCCUUUUGAUGCAGCAUCAGAUGUCAGCAUUGAUCAGCAGCGGGUGCAUGCUAUGAUGCGUAUUCACUCAGCCCUCAGACACAAGCAGGCAUGCGAGGCAGUUGCUGUCUUCAGAGCUGCAAGAGAAGUGUGGCCUGACAGGAAUGAGUUUGGAUCAGAAGAUAUCACUGCAGAAGAGGAGUUCAUGGCUCUUAGAGAGAUCUUCAUGGCACCUCUUCCUUAUAAUGCACAAAAUGAACUGCCACAGUCAUCAGAAACUAAUGCAGAGAUUGAAGAAGAGCAGGAUGAAGAAAGAGAAGAAAUAGGUGCUUCAAGUUGGGAGCAAGAGUUCAACUUCACUGCCUAUUUCAAUAAUUAUGCCAAGCCUGAGAUCCUCAAGCACUAUGUUCUUCUGGCGGCUGACUUUGAGAAAAACUCAACCCACACCAACCACUGUGUUGUUAAGAUGCUUCAUCGCAUUGGGUUUGACCUUGGAUACAUCGCCAUGCUUUUUCAGGCUUCACUUUUUCGCGUCUUUCAACGUUUGAUGUCAGGACCAUUAGCCCGGUCCCCAAAGUUUCAAGAAAUGUUCAAAUUUGCUGUGCACGUGGUGCGUCGCUUCACAGAAGUUGCAGAGAAAAACAGAAAAGUUUUCAUGGAGAUGCUGUUUUGGAAGGGAAAUAAAGAGGCUUUGCAGAUCACAGAAGGAUACAGCUAUGAGACAGGCAAAGCUAAGGUAUUGUGGACAGAAGAUGAAGAAAAUCAGCUCACAAAGCUCUUUGAAGAUAUUCACUAUACUAGCCACCCAGGUCAAGACACUGCAGACUUGAUUCUUGAAAGGUGGGAAGGAAAGCCCAAGACAAGAAUGCAGAUUGUGACCCACCUGAAGAACCUUCACCUCAUUACCAGUGCACUUGAACUGAAGCAGAAGGCUUUAAGUGCCAGAGCCUGGGUUGAAGAGGAUGAGCAGGAGCUAGCGCAAGCCUUUGAAGACAACAAGGAAUCAGAUGAUCCUAUUGGAAACAUCUUAGCAGCGCUGACAAAAAAGCGUUCUAAACCAGUGGUUACUGAGAAACUGCUCUCUCUUGGGCUCAUCAAUGACCGAAGCGAAGUACGCAAGAAACGGGGUGGGAAGGGUAGCAACAGGCAACAACGCAAGAAGCAGAGUGAAGAUGAUGACAGUGAGCCAGAACUCAGAGAAGACAGAGAGGGCUUUGAUGAAGAGGGAACAUCUAUGUCCAGUCUGUUACCGACAGAUGAAGAAAGCACAUCUGACAGUGAUGACAGCAGUGAUGAGAUGCCUGAUGAGGAGAAUGGCACAGAAGAAGGAAGCAGUCACUCUGAAACCGAGGAAAAUAGUCUGCCAGAGCUUUCAUCUACAGAGCUUCUAGUUCAAGUUCUUGAGAAAGGAUACAGAAACCAGGUGACAUGGAUUGAGCGACUCCUUUGUCAAAAUGCAGAUCUCAGAGAGAAGGGAGGAAAAACAUAUCCAGUGCCAAUUGUUCCUUUGACUGAAGACAAUGAAACAGCUUUGGAGGAUCCAAUAUUUACAGGGUUCAUUAAGUGCCUAGGUCUAUCACCACCAUCCAAUGAACAGCAAAUGUUUUGGAGAAUUCCAGCAGAGCUCUCAGCAGUGGAACUGAAUAACAUUGCCAAAGGCUUGAUGCUGGAUGAACAAAAUCAGCUCAUUCACCCUGAGUAUCUUGCCAGCCUUAAACCAGUCAGAAAUCAGGCUUCUGGUUGCAGGAAGAAAUAUAAGAAAAAGAGACAGAAGAUGGAGGGAAAACGAAAAACCAAAAUAAGCUUUGAUUCUAAGAAUGAGAAAAGGAGAAAGAAGAUUAAAAAAUGUGUUGAAGAAAAAAAGAGUAGUGAAAAGGGAAAAACAACUGCAGCUCAGAGGAGAGAAGUCCUGAAAGCAAUGCUGGAGAGAAGGAGGGAGAACGGACCAUCCAAUCGAAGGAGGGGCAGAAUAUCCAGGAGUCAUUCACAAGACAGAUCAGAUGAAACAGUAGCAGCAGAAGAAGACAUGAGUUUGGCAAAUGAAUCCCAUGAUCAAACCAAUUUGGGAGAAUCUGCUGAUUCUGUUUGUAUCUCUGCUGUAGAGGCUACCUCUUCUUCAAGCUCCCCGGCUCCCCGGAAGCAAACUAAACGCAUAAAGCGUAUGAUGGUGAACUCUGACAGUGAAAGUGAUGAUGACAACAGGCUUGUCAUUGAUCAUGUAGAUGACAAUAGUGCUCUGUCCACGAGUAGAAGAUCAGCCAAACGCAUUCGACUUCUUGAAUCCGAUGACAGUAAUGAUAGCCUGGAAACAUCCACCCCAGUCAGUCCCGUACUUAAUGGUGGUCAGGCCAGUUCUGGUCCUGAUGAGGGCGAUGAGAGUAAUGCUUCAGUCAAGAAGUUGGCCAAACACAGGUCGCGACUUGAGUCUGAUUCCAGUGAUGACAACAUAGAAACAUCUGUCUUGUCUUUCAGAUCAGGAAAAGAUGAUAUGGAUCAAGAAGACAGGGGACCAGCAUUGAUAUUGCAAAGUGGCAGUGGCAAUGAUGAAAAUGAUGGUACUGGUGACAGACCUCUGACAAGACCUGAAACAUUUCCAGCCACACUAUACACUCAGGGACCUCCAAAUUCAGAUGACUCAGAGACUGAUGAUCACAUUCCCUUGCGUGUUGCCCUUAAAAAAGCAAAGAAAAUUAUCAGUGAUGAUGAAGAUGACUGAAUAGAAGUUUUUAACUUGGAAGUUGCAUGGACAAACAGCUUGAUCAGUUUUGAAGGAACAUAAGAAAUGUCAUUGUGUUAUAAUACAGUAUAAUUGUGUUAUAAUACAAUAUAAUUGUGUUAUAAUACAAUAUGACAGGCUAAGUUUAGUGCAGGUUUUUAUUAUUGCUGUAAUGUUGGAAACUGUUGUAAAGAAAGAGACUUGACGACGUGCCAGGAUCAAUCUUUUUUUCCCAAAACAAACAUCUACCUAUCAGCUGGCAGCUGUAAUUGUUGUAUAAUGAAUCUGCCUUGGAUACACUGACAAAACAUUCCAAGACAGCCGUCCAGAAGUUGUCUUUGAACUGCCAUAGAAGUUCUUCCCUGCAGAGGUCAAAACAGUAAAGCCGUGAAAAAGGGAUUUGGAGGAAAAGAUCAGUGUGUCAUGGUGCCUGGAUUGUAAGCAGCAUUUCAUUCAGUUCAUGUGUCGUGAUAAACUGUGGUUACUAGACAGGCCAAAAGACUUACCUUUCCAUCAUUAAAAAGUUUGAACCAAAGCUCUUGUGUUGUAAACAAUUGGUUGACAGUUAAAAGUGAUCCUGGCUGCUAAUAUAAAUCUAUAAUGCAUGUGAGCAAAGUUAAUUUGUCAUUGCUGACGCUCAGCCAAUUUUUGAGCCAAAAAAAAAAUAUGUAUAUAUCUUAUAUACAACACUUUUACACCUUUGCUUUAGGUCAUGUGAUGUUGAGAUUAUAUUCAAAGUAUUUUUCUGUGUCAGAAUAUGUGAGUUCAUGUGUGCAAAAGCAUGUAUUUAUAGAUAUGCAUAUGCUUGUAGGAGGUUACACUUAAUUUCAUUAUCAUGAGAACAAGUCACAAUUUAGGCUAAAGUGCUAUGUAAACAAAUCUAUUUUCAGCUUUAAUGUGCUGUUUAAGUCAAUUGCUGCCAGAUGCCUCUAAUAAAAAGAGAGAUUUGAUAAAUAAACAGUUCUGUCAAGA
Messenger RNA from Pomacea canaliculata, 5556 nucleotides. Its product is annotated as protein timeless homolog. Gene Ontology annotation, molecular function: DNA binding. The coding region runs from base 157 to 4584 and encodes 1475 amino acids. Gene Ontology annotation, cellular component: replication fork protection complex. The record is from RefSeq and is a predicted model, not a curated record. Gene Ontology annotation, biological process: DNA replication checkpoint signaling; DNA repair; replication fork arrest. The transcript is spliced from 35 exons. NCBI's taxonomy places the organism in Eukaryota, Metazoa, Mollusca, Gastropoda, Architaenioglossa, Ampullariidae.